This is a messenger RNA of Dipodomys spectabilis (banner-tailed kangaroo rat), 877 nucleotides long. It is a transcript of the gene Borcs7, whose product is annotated as BLOC-1 related complex subunit 7. Bases 44 to 361 code for a protein of 105 amino acids. Lineage: Eukaryota; Metazoa; Chordata; Mammalia; Rodentia; Heteromyidae. Gene Ontology annotation, cellular component: BORC complex. The record is from RefSeq and is a predicted model, not a curated record. The transcript is spliced from 6 exons.
CGAUGCGCCGUCGUCGGUGCGGAGGCAUUUGGUAGGUGAGACGAUGGCGACUGGAGCGCAGGAUUCGCAAGCCCGCUUUGGUCAGUCAGUGAAGGGGCUUCUCACGGAGAAGGUGAAUACCUGUGGUACGGACGUGAUCGCGCUCACCAAGCAGGUGCUGAAGGGUUCCCGGAGCUCUGAGCUGCUAGGUCAGGCAGCCCGAAACAUGGUGCUACAGGAAGAUGCCAUCCUGCACUCAGAAGAUAGUUUAAGGAAGAUGGCAAUUAUAACCACACAUCUUCAGUACCAGCAAGAAGCUAUUCAGAAGAAUGUUGGACAGUCAUCAGAUCUACAGGACCAGCUAAAUCACCUGCUGAAAUAGAAUGGCAUAUAAGAGGCAAAUUUCUACUUGAAAAUCAGGCAAAAAGUAUGAUAUCUGGCCAGCUGCAGCUUCUUGCCUUGACCUGCAUUCCUAGGGUUCCUUUCUUGUUGUGACUUUUGAUUAGGUGACCUUUUUUCAUUUUGUAAUUUUGCUUAAUUAUCAGCAGGUUUACUUAUGAUAUUACUAAAUGUGAAGGGAGUUGAAUUCCAAUGAAUGCCUAUAUUGGAGGAUUGUACCAUGAUGAAGACUUUAAUGUAUGGACAUGUUUACCUGUGUUUAUCAGGUUCCUCUUGUUAAAUAACAUUGUCAUUAUCAGACAAGAACUUGUGCUGUUUUUCCUUAUGGGGCUAGAAGUGGAACCCAGCCCCUCGUGCAAAAUAGGCAAAUAUUGUACCAGUGAGUUAUGUCCCCAGUUCUUGACAUUUCCAUUAUCCAACCUGAAUCUCUACUUUGAACUUAAAAUAGAACUUUAAAUAGUUCUUCAUUUACUAAGAAAUUGAGAAAAAGUUUAUGUUU